This is a messenger RNA of Diprion similis, 1225 nucleotides long. RefSeq names its product peroxiredoxin 1-like (gene Tpx-3). Gene Ontology annotation, biological process: cellular response to stress; cell redox homeostasis; response to oxidative stress. The transcript has 3 exons. Lineage: Eukaryota; Metazoa; Arthropoda; Insecta; Hymenoptera; Diprionidae. Gene Ontology annotation, molecular function: thioredoxin peroxidase activity. Gene Ontology annotation, cellular component: mitochondrion; cytosol. Bases 243 to 953 code for a protein of 236 amino acids. The record is from RefSeq and is a predicted model, not a curated record.
AUUCAUGACUAGUUUAUAAGAAAUUAAGUCAUUUUUUACUAUAUAGAUAAGCCGGCAGCCUAAGGAAGUAACACCGAUCGUAAUAUGUGUAUGAAUUUGGUUACAUAACCUCUUCGGUAACCGCUAACUCAUCCCCACGGUCGUGCGAUCAGUGAAAUUAGUCAAUCAGCUUAUGCGUUACUUUUCAGUCUACAGUGCGGCAACGACGAAGUAGUUAAUUUGGAUCAAAGAACAAUCUCACGAUGUCUGGACUGAUCAGAAAUCUUUCACUUCAGGCUAAGCACUUGGUAAAACAAGGACUCACACAAUCCGCAGUAAACACAAGUAUCCGUAACUUUACCGUUGGCGCCAGGCUGCUCAACGCAUCAGGACCUCAGAUCCAGAAGCCAGCCCCGUCAUUUGCUGGUACCGCAGUAAUCAAUGGAGACUUCAAGGACAUAAAACUAGAAGAUUAUCGAGGAAAAUACGUCGUCUUAUUUUUCUACCCAUUGGACUUCACGUUUGUUUGCCCAACCGAAAUAGUUGCGUUCAGCGACCGAAUGAGUGAAUUUGAAUCGCUCAAUACAGCAGUUAUUGGAGUAUCAACCGACUCUCACUUCAGUCAUUUGGCCUGGAUUAAUACUCCUAGAAAGCAGGGGGGGCUGGGCGGACUUCGUUACCCUUUGCUGAGCGAUUUCAGCAAGCAAAUUUCAGCAAAAUAUAACGUUCUCAUCGAAGAUGCUGGGGUUGCCCUGCGAGGACUCUUCAUCAUCGACAAAGAAGGCAUAUUGCGUCAACUAAGUAUAAAUGAUUUACCCGUUGGCAGAAGUGUUGAUGAAACACUGCGGUUAAUAAAAGCAUUUCAGUUUGUUGAAAAACACGGAGAAGUUUGUCCUGCCAAUUGGCAACCUGAUUCGAAAACAAUUAAGCCUAAUCCUAAAGACAGCAAGCAGUACUUUGAAUCCGUUAAUUAAUAAACUUUGUCAUACUCACACAGACUAUAGAACAGACUAAUAUGGCAAGAAACACUGUAUAGUGGCUUCAUCUGUUUUCUUCUUUGUCCAUUUUCGCCUGAAGGACAGAGAUUUUCUUUGUAAGUGUCGAUCGUACGCUUUAGAUAAAUUACUGUGCAUUACUAUGCACUGAUGCAUUUACAUACAACAUGUUUUAUGAGAUAUUGAGAUUGUAAGAAGCAUUAUUUAUGUAUAAAAAAUUAAAUCAGAAUUAUGAUAAUCGAUAUAAAAUG